UAUAUAUCUAAUACAUCUUUAUUAACUACAUAAUAGUAUCUAUCUAGUCGCCGGGAUGAUAGCAAGGAUGACCAGGAGUCCGAGAGUUCAAGUUGUUCCUAGCAUGAAUCUUAGCCCUACUCAGAGCCGGCAGGGCCCAAUGCUACAGGUUGACUGAAGCCAUGAAGAUCCUGCCUCAGCCACACAUUACGUCAAAUGGUUGAGUUUAAUAUAUCUCUGUGCUGUGUUACCUUAACAAUAGACCAGGUAUCCCUAGCACUCGGAAUAACCGGGACCAGCAUGUUCCGCGCAAGUUGUUCAGAGAUAAGGUACAUUAACCAACAGGGAUCCCUGGAACUACUAGUGGUACUCUCCGAUCACGUACAAAAUGCGCCACUGAGGUCGUGUACUCGCUGUAAUAGACAGCGGUAUUUUCAAGACGAACCGGUAUCUAUGAAACUAAGGUUGAAUUCUGAAUAACCUGCCGUCCUGAUCUAGAUAUUGUCAGGAAAAGCAAAGGAACCA
Molecule: messenger RNA, 504 nt
Organism: Aspergillus pseudotamarii
Lineage: Eukaryota; Fungi; Ascomycota; Eurotiomycetes; Eurotiales; Aspergillaceae
Exons: 1
Coding region: 196-459 (87 amino acids)
Source: RefSeq, a predicted model, not a curated record